This is a messenger RNA of Neoarius graeffei (lesser salmon catfish), 3828 nucleotides long. RefSeq names its product neurocan b (gene ncanb). Gene Ontology annotation, biological process: cell adhesion. The transcript is spliced from 14 exons. Bases 1 to 3828 code for a protein of 1275 amino acids. The record is from RefSeq and is a predicted model, not a curated record. Lineage: Eukaryota; Metazoa; Chordata; Actinopteri; Siluriformes; Ariidae. Gene Ontology annotation, molecular function: hyaluronic acid binding; calcium ion binding.
AUGGUAUGGGGUGAAACUGUAGUGAACAUGCGGAAGGUGACUCACCAGGUAGUGCAGGUACCUCUGUCAGGCACAGCUGUGCUGCCUUGCAUCUUUACUCUACGGCCCAGCCCAGCCCAUGAAACUCAUGAUGCUCCUCGUAUUAAGUGGACCAAAAUCUGGGGCCACCAUGGGCUUGACGGGAUACAGAGGGAGCAGUCUGUAUUGGUGGCAAAAGGCAAUGUGGUGAAGGUGAAAAAAGCCUUCCAGGGACGCGUCACCCUGCCCAACUACACGGAGAACCGCUACAAUGCCAGCCUAGCACUGACAGGUCUGAGAUCCAGCGACUCGGGCAUGUACCGCUGUGAGGUAGUGGUGGGCCUUAACGACGAACAAGACACAGUGCCUCUCCAGGUCACAGGUGCAGUCUUCCACUAUCGAGCUCCUCAUGACCGCUAUGCCUUGUCAUUCCCUGAUGCUAAGCAGGCAUGUGUGGAAAACUCUGCAGUGAUCUCCACACCUGGGCAGCUGCAGGCUACUUUUGAUGAUGGAUAUGACAACUGCGAUGCCGGCUGGCUCUCUGACCAGACUGUAAGGUAUCCCAUCCAGUCUCCACGGCCUGGCUGCUAUGGUGACCGGGAAGACACUCCUGGUGUGAGAAACUAUGGUAAUCGUGCCACUGAUGAGCUGUUUGAUGUGUACUGCUUUGCUGAGAGUCUGAAAGGUGAAGUGUUCCAUGCUAGUGUGCCAGAUAAGUUGAGUCUGGCCACAGCUUCCACUCACUGUCACGCAUUGGGUGCUCAGCUGGCCACAGUGGGUCAACUUUAUCUGGCCUGGCAGGCUGGACUGGACCGCUGUGACCCAGGCUGGCUGGCUGACGGUAGUGUGCGCUACCCCAUCAAUCAACCACGGCGCAACUGUGGAGGAGAUGAGCCAGGGGUACGCACUCUCUACCAUAACCCCAACCGCACUGGCUUUCCUGACACUGCCAGCCUCUUCGAUGCUUACUGCUACAGAGAGAGACAGCCAGAAGCAAAGGCACUUGUUCAGACUUCACAGACUGCGAGCUCAAACACCACAGAUGACUUAGAACAUCUCCAACAGAAUGGAGCCUUUCCUCACCCUUCCACCUGGACUGGACUGGUGGACCUUGUUAAGGAAGAGUUCAUUUCCAUUGCAGACAACGAGUCCUCUGAGAUAUCAGGAGAGCAUGUGGUAAUCCAUCUCAGGCCGAGAGAGAAUCCAGUGAGCCAGGAAAUACUUAUGUCUGAAGAUCAAUCUCCUUCUGUUCUGGAGGUCCAUGGGGGUUCAGCAAGAGAGGAACCUGAUGAAAGAAAAGUGACCGAGGACCACAGAUUAUCCCUUGAACCCUCAUUGACCACGCCAUCCUCAUUCACACAGGCUCAAACCAGCAACAGCAUGCUUUUUAACUUUGUUGAGUCCAUCAUGAAGCCCUGGAAAUACUGGAAAGGCAGUGCAGAGACAGAGGCACCUUCAGCAGUGUCAGGUCUAUGGAUGGAGACAUCAGAGGAAGUCCAGGCAGCCAGGGUGAAGUCAGGGGGUGGGCUUAGAGGGACUAAAGGAAGUAUUGAUAAUGCUAUCUUGGACCCUGAGAGUAUGGAGCCUUCAACUAACCCCUCCACACCAUAUUCAGAGGAACGACUUUUAGAGCAAGAGAAAGAAAUGGUUCUGCCAGUACCAGUAAAUGAGCUGAAGAAUCCCAGCAAAUUCCAAACAGAACCUUCACUUACACAACCAACAGCGUCCGAAGGACUAAUUGCAUCAGGACGGAAGGAGGUGAUGAAUCCCACAGCUGCAAUGAGUCCCUUGGGUUCCAGGAGCAGUUUUGGCUCCAUGCCAGUGCUGGGCAGCCAACAGGAAGGGGCGCUUCAGUCUCUAAGAGGAUACGCUACCCCAAGCAGUAAUGGGAUCCUUACAACCCAGACCAAUGGACCUGUGGAGACCAAACGAGAGGCAGUAGAGCUCAUGACUAUUCCGGUCAUUGGGGAGAACCAUGAGAACUAUUCUGGAGAAGGCAAGGAUCAUAUUGAAGAGAGUUACACACUGCCAAAGGUGUCUACAUCACAAACCUCUCCACAAAGAGGGAGUUCAGAAGAGGAGAAUGAUACUGAUGGGAGUGGAGGAAAUGAUUUAUUUAUCAGCAGCACUCAGAUAAAACAGGCUACUCUGGAAGCCUCUGAAGAACAGAAUGUUUUCAUCCAAACAACAGUGCAAUGGGAGCUCCUAGAUCUACCAACUGGACAACCCUCUCACACUGCCAGUGUCUCCAAAGACACCACGGUUCCUAAGGAGGCCAGGGGGGAGAUCCUCUACAUGCAUCAUCCUACAGAAGAAUCUAGGAACACUCAUUUUAAAAGGAUCAAAGUGCCUUUACUCAAGAAGAAGCUGAGCACACACACACCCAAUGCGUCUGAAAUCCUGACUCCUUAUGUGGCCACAACUUCAGAACUCACCCCAGAAGCUUCAAGUGCUACUGACCAAAUGCCAAGCACCAACACCGUGACAACACUGAACAGUCAGAUUCAAACUACAGAUGCAACCACUGCUGAAGAUACUGUGUCUGUUAUAGAUCCUGAAGUAUUAGUUACUUGGUUACCAAUGGUUCAAGAAGAAACUCAAGAACCACAGACAUAUGUGUCUACCACAGUGACGAGUGUAAAACUUGAGACUACGAGCAACACAGUUCAACUGACCACACCAUAUGUGAAGGAAACAUCCAGGCAGGCAGAGACUGAACCAGAGACCCAACCAGCUCCUACCACUGGGAGCACAAGUGGAGAUAACACAAGCAACGCUGCAGUCGACUAUGAAAACAACUCUUUAGCUUCAUCAGGUGCUGCGUCUCGCACGUUGGAGCUUUCUGUCAAUCCCAUUGAUGUGACCGCGAGCUAUGUGAACAUUCACAAAGCAGAGGAAGAGCCUUGCCAGAUGAACCCUUGUCUGCAUGGGGGAAGCUGCUUGCGGGAAGGCGAAGGGUACAGCUGCCUCUGCCCUCUGGGAUACUAUGGAGAGAGCUGCGAGAUUGAUAUUGAUGAAUGUCAGUCAAAUCCAUGUCAGAAUGGAGGCACCUGCAUUGACGAGAUCAACUCUUUUGUAUGCUUGUGUUUACCCAGCUAUGGAGGAGCCACAUGUGAAAAAGACACUGAGGGUUGUGAUCAUAACUGGAGGAAGUUCCACGGUCAUUGUUACAGAUACUUUAUUCACCGACUCAACUGGGAAGAUGCGGAGAAAGAUUGUAGAGAGCACAAUGGCCACCUGGCUAGCAUUCACACCAGAGAAGAGCAGGACUUCAUCAACAGUAUGAGCCAUGAGAACACUUGGAUCGGUCUUAAUGACAGAACAGUGGAGGAGGAUUUCCAUUGGACUGAUAACAUGGAUCUGCAAUAUGAGAACUGGAGGGAGAACCAGCCUGAUAAUUUCUUUGCGGGAGGAGAGGACUGUGUGGUGAUGAUCGCCCAUGAGAAUGGCAAAUGGAACGACGUGCCCUGCAACUAUAAGCUGCCCUAUAUCUGCAAGAAAGGCACAGUGUUGUGUGGCCCCCCUCCCCUAGUGGACAAUGCUGUCCUGAUUGGCCGCAAGCGUUCACACUAUGAUAUCCACUCAGUUGUACGUUAUCAGUGUGCAAAUGGGUUCCUUCAGCGCCAUAUUCCCACCACCAAGUGCCGCGCCAGUGGUAAAUGGGACCAUCCCAAAAUCCUCUGCACAAAGUCUCGGAGAUCCCAUCGCUACCGGCGCCAUCAUCACAAAUCUCAUCAUGAGCGCAGAAAGCACAAGAAGCAUGGCUCAGGUGGUCAUCGGGGUAGACAGGAGGAUCAUGGCCAUUUCUAA